This is a messenger RNA of Penicillium olsonii, 759 nucleotides long. The record is from the annotation of a GenBank genome assembly. Lineage: Eukaryota; Fungi; Ascomycota; Eurotiomycetes; Eurotiales; Aspergillaceae.
AUGUAUCACCUGGCCAAGUCGCUGUACUUAGCCGCCACGAGCAAAGAAGAGUACUCUGUCAUUCUGCUUGGGCUAGACAACGCUGGGAAAACCACCCUACUCUCCCAGAUCAAAGCGCUCUAUCAACCCCGUCCCGAAGGUGCCCCCGCGCCCAACCCCGGAAAAACUGUCCCCACCGUCGGUCAGAAUGUCGCAACGAUACCCUUGCACGACAUGAACCUGAAAAUCUGGGAUGUGGGAGGCCAGAUCUCAAUGCGAGGUCUAUGGCAAAGCUACUAUACCAGCUGUCACGCGAUCAUCUUCGUGGUCGACAGCGCGGACGUCGGUCAAGACCCUGACAUCACGCGGCUUGUCGCAAGACGCGCGAGUUCCACUGCUGGCGCGCGUAACACCCGGGGUAACUCAAGCGCAGAAGCUUUCACCGAGGAUAACGUUGGGAUAGGCGCGGCCAGCAGUGAGUUUGGGCGCUUGGACGAAUGCCGACAAGUUUUGGAGUCGGUCCUGCAGAAUGCGGAUGUCGCCGGUGUGCCUAUACUCGUACUGGCGAACAAGCAGGACCGUGAGGACUGCGUGGAAGUGGUUCGCAUCAAGGAGGGCCUUGUUCGGAAGGUAUUCGAGGGAGAAACGGGAGGAGGCGUUCGGGACAGUCGUGUGCUGCCGGUCAGCGCGCUGCUUGGGUCCGGGGUUCAGGCAGCGGUGGAGUGGGUGCAAAGUCGCGUCAAGUGGAAUAAGGAGGGCCGACCUCCUGUUAUGCGUUGA